Microthlaspi erraticum is the source of this 609-nucleotide messenger RNA. NCBI's taxonomy places the organism in Eukaryota, Viridiplantae, Streptophyta, Magnoliopsida, Brassicales, Brassicaceae. The record is from the annotation of a GenBank genome assembly.
AUGGCGUCUACUGAAAUCCCCGACCCAGAAACCGGCAAAUCUGAACAGCUUCCGAUGUCAGCUGCACCACCAACACAACCACCGUCUCCAGCUGCCGGUUUCCUAGACUGCCGGAAAAUAGACGUCAUAUUAAGAGUUGUGCUUUUCUCGGCUACACUGACUGCUCUUAUAGUAAUGGUGACCAGCGACCAGACGGAGAUGACUCAGCUCCCCGGAGCUCCGUCUCCUACUCCUGUCUCAGCCGAGUUUAAUUACUCGCCAGCUUUCAUAUACUUCGUGGUGGCUCUUGUAGUGGCUAGUUUCUACGCCUUAGUCUCAACACUUGUUUCCAUCUCUAUACUCUUGCGACCUGAGUUCGCUGGACAGUUCUCCAUAUACGUAACCUCCCUGGAUAUGGUGAUGCUGGGGAUUCUAGCGUCUGCAACGGGAACGGCGGGAGGAGUUGCGUACGUAGCGUUGAAAGGAAACGAAGAAAUUUGUUGGAACAAGAUUUGUAAUGUCUACGACAAGUUUUGUCGUUACAUUGCAACUUCGCUUGCCUUAUCUCUCUUUGCUUCUCUUCUGCUUCUAAUGUUAUCUAUUUUCUCUGUUUGCAAGAGAACUACAUGA